AUGGCCGCCCAGAGAACCACCAGUGUGGCUCCGUUCAAGCCACGGUUCAUGCCGUUGAUGUUGACAGCAACUCUGGCAGCCGGUGUUGUCUCCAGAUCUUCAUCGCUCAGUACUGCUGCCGCUCUCGUCUUGUUAUAUGCCGUGACCGUUCCCAGCUACGUGAUCUACUGGUCCUGGAUAUAUCCUUACUAUAUCUCACCGCUUCGCCAUGUGCCUACCGUGCCAGGGAAUCCUCUGUACGGCCAGAUGUUUGAGAUCCUGGAGAACGAAGUAGGCGUGUGUCAGCGUGAAUGGCAUAAACGACACGGCCCAAUUGUCCGAUACUUCUUCCCACUGGGUACCGAGCGCUUAUCGAUUGCCGAUGACGAUGCAUUGAAGCAAAUGACUAUCAAGAAUCCAUACAAUUACCCGAAACCCCUUGGCGCACGCAAAUGGAUGACUCGUAUCUUGGGAGAAGGUAUUCUCCUAGCCGAAGGCAAUGCACAUGUUCAUCAGCGCAAAGCCCUAACCCCAGGCUUCUCCAUCGGUUCAAUCCGGACUCUGGCCCCCAUUUUCUGGCGCAAAUCCUUCCUUAUGGCAAAGCUCUGGGAUCAAGAAAUCGGCCGGUCUAAAGACAAGAAGACAGGAACAUUUGAAGUUCUGGAAUGGCUUAACCGGACAACACUCGAUAUUAUCUGCGAAGCUGGCUUUGGCACCGAGGUUAAUUCACUCGAGAACCCCGAGACCCCUCUGCGGGAGGCUUAUCGCAAAGUCUUUGUCUUUGAUACUUUGUCUCGGUUAAUGCAUGGUCUUCAGACCCUCUUUCCAUUGACCAAGUACAUCCCUGCUAAGAUGAAUCGGGACAUGGAAGCUUCACGCGGAAUUAUUCUUGGUUCUGCCACCAAGAUCAUCAAGGAGAAGCAAGCCACGGCUAAUCCUGCGGACAAGGAUAUCCUCUCUCUUUUGGUCCGUGAUAAUCUCAAGUUGCAAGCUGCGGGUGAAGCGGGUUUAAGCUUCGAAACUAUGCGCGACCAGGUCAUGACGUUCCUUGGUGCCGGCCACGACACUACCGCUACUGGCGUUACCUGGACGUUGCACCUUCUUUCAAAGCAUUUAGGGGUGCAAUGCAAACUGCGCGAAGAGAUUCGCAAACACUAUCCUUUCCUCUUUGAUCGCGAAAGGCGCGAAAACUUUGAUAUCUCCACCAUUGAUCCCGAUCACCUGCCGUAUCUCGACAACGUAUGUCGCGAGUCACUCCGCUACAUCCCUCCCAUCCCAAUGACUGUCCGGGAACUUGUCGAAGACGACAAACUUGGCGACUACGUAGUCCCUAAGGGCACCACGAUCCUGGUCUACUCCAACGCCAUCAACCGUCUCCCGGAAUACUGGGGGCCAACUGCAGAUGAAUUCGAUCCGGAUCGCUGGGACCGUCUCCCCGACUCCUACACGACCAAUGCAUUCAUGACUUUCCUCCAAGGCCCCCGAGGCUGUAUUGGCCGCAAAUUCGCCGAAACGGAGAUGAAAAUCCUUCUGUGUGUUUUACUGAGUCAGUUCACUUUCGCUCGCGAUGAGUCUGUCCAGGAUCCAGAGGAGCUCAAGAUGUGGAGACUGGUCUUGAGGCCGAGAGAUGGUGUACAGUUGAAGGUCACCAAGCUAAUAUUCCUGUUUCUACUUGUUCUUAAUUUUAAUAUUAUGACUUGA
Talaromyces stipitatus ATCC 10500 is the source of this 1680-nucleotide messenger RNA. Its product is annotated as cytochrome P450, putative. Gene Ontology annotation, molecular function: oxidoreductase activity, acting on paired donors, with incorporation or reduction of molecular oxygen; iron ion binding; heme binding. Bases 1 to 1680 code for a protein of 559 amino acids. Lineage: Eukaryota; Fungi; Ascomycota; Eurotiomycetes; Eurotiales; Trichocomaceae. The transcript has 2 exons. The record is from RefSeq and is a predicted model, not a curated record.